Notolabrus celidotus (New Zealand spotty) is the source of this 5685-nucleotide messenger RNA. RefSeq names its product glutamate receptor, metabotropic 5a (gene grm5a). Gene Ontology annotation, biological process: G protein-coupled glutamate receptor signaling pathway; regulation of synaptic transmission, glutamatergic; trans-synaptic signaling by endocannabinoid, modulating synaptic transmission. Lineage: Eukaryota; Metazoa; Chordata; Actinopteri; Labriformes; Labridae. The coding region runs from base 200 to 3721 and encodes 1173 amino acids. Gene Ontology annotation, cellular component: postsynaptic density membrane. Gene Ontology annotation, molecular function: G protein-coupled receptor activity involved in regulation of postsynaptic membrane potential; adenylate cyclase inhibiting G protein-coupled glutamate receptor activity. The record is from RefSeq and is a predicted model, not a curated record. The transcript is spliced from 19 exons.
GAGGAGGAGGAGGAGGUGGUGGAGAAGAAGAAGAAGGAGGGGGGCCCGCCGUGUGCGUCAUGAUGGAAACGGUCUCAAAAGGGAUGGCAUGUGCAGGGCUACAGGCAGAGAAGAGGAGUCUAACCAUCACCCCUGGAAUUACAAGCUCCAAACAAAAGACCACACAUCCAUCCAUCCCUGAGCUCUAAGAGGAAAAAGGAUGGCUGAAGGUGCAAGGAUGAACACAGCAACGGGAAAGAGAUCAAGGCUGCUGUUAGUGUGUGUGUUUCUUAGCUGGCUGGGCCUGAGAGACCAGUUAGGGGUUGACGCCCAGAACACUGAAAGAAGGGUUCUGGCUCAUAUCCCUGGGGACAUCAUCAUAGGAGCUCUGUUCUCUGUCCACCAUCAACCACCUGCAGACAAGGUCCAUGAGCGAAAGUGUGGUGCUGUGCGGGAGCAGUACGGGAUCCAGAGAGUGGAGGCCAUGAUGCAUACUCUGGAUCGAAUCAACGCAGACACCACAAUCCUCCCGAACAUCACCCUGGGCUGUGAGAUCAGGGACUCGUGCUGGCACUCGGCUGUGGCACUGGAGCAGAGCAUCGAGUUCAUCCGGGACACCCUGGUAUCCAACGAAGAGGAGGAGAACCAGGGCAAGUGCACAGCAGAGCAAGGGAGCAUGAUGAUGCAGGGGAAAAAGCCCAUCGUGGGGCUGAUUGGACCAGGAUCCAGCUCUGUGGCCAUCCAAGUGCAGAAUCUCCUCCAGCUUUUCAACAUCCCGCAGAUAGCUUACUCAGCCACGAGCAUGGAUCUCAGUGACAAGAGCCUGUAUAAAUAUUUCAUGAGGGUGGUGCCAUCAGAUAUGCAACAGGCCAGAGCCAUGGUGGACAUCGUCAAGAGAUACAACUGGAGCUACGUGUCUGCUAUACACACAGAGGGUAAUUAUGGUGAGAGUGGUAUGGAGGCGUUCAAAGACAUGGCAGCAAAGGAGGGACUCUGCAUCGCCCACUCCGAUAAGAUAUACAGCAACGCAGGCGAGCAGAGCUUUGAUAAGCUGCUGCAGAAGCUGCGAGUCCACCUGCCCAAAGCCAGGGUGGUGGCCUGCUUCUGCGAGGGCAUGACGGUCCGAGGCAUCCUGAUGGCCAUGAGACGACAGCGCCUGGUGGGAGAGUUCCUGCUGGUUGGAAGUGAUGGCUGGGCGGACAGGUACGAUGUCACUAAUGGCUACCAGAAGGAGGCAGCCGGAGGAAUCACUAUCAAGCUAAAGUCGGCGUACGUGACCUGGUUUGACGAUUACUACCUGAACUUGAAGCCUGACUCCAACCUGAGGAACCCAUGGUUCCCUGAGUUCUGGCAGCAUCGCUUCCAGUGCCGACUGAGGGGACACCCACUGGAAAGCACCUUAUACAACCGCACCUGCACCUGGAGGGAGUCUCUGCGCCAUCAGUACGCCCAAGACACCAAGAUGGGUUUUGUUAUAAACGCCAUCUAUUCCAUGGCGUACGGCCUGCACGCCAUGCAGCAAACCCUCUGUCCAGGAUAUAAGGGUUUGUGUGAAGCCAUGAGGCCCAUUGAUGGUCGCACGCUGCUGGAAUUCCUGAUGAAGACCAACUUCACUGGUGUCUCAGGGGAGGACAUCCUCUUUGAUCAGAAUGGAGACUCACCUGGCAGGUAUGAAAUCAUGAACUUCAAGCACAUCGGUGAGGAGGAGUACGCUUACAUCCACGUGGGGAGCUGGGAUCAGGGUGGCCUGAAGAUGAACGAUGAGGAAAUCUGGAGUAAUGACAGUGAAGUCAUCACGUCGGUCUGCUCUGAGCCCUGCCAGAAGGCUCAGAUAAAGGUGAUCCGUAAAGGAGAGGUGAGCUGCUGUUGGACGUGCACUCCCUGCAAGGAGAACGAGUUUGUGUUUGAUGAGUACACCUGUCGAGCAUGUGUCCUCGGCACCUGGCCCACAGAUGAUCUCACCGGUUGUGAGCCGAUCACGGUGCAGUACGUGUUGUGGGGGGAUCCAGAACCCAUCGCUGCCGUGGUUUUCUCCUGUCUGGGCUUGCUGGCGACACUUUUUGUUACUUCAGUCUUUAUCAAAUUUUGGGACACCCCUGUGGUCAAGUCCUCCAGUCGGGAGCUCUGCUACAUCAUCCUGGCUGGAAUAUGUCUGAGCUACCUGUGCACCUUCAGCCUUAUCGCCAAGCCCCACAUAGUCUACUGCUACCUCCAGCGGCUGGGAAUCGGCCUGUCGCCUGCCAUGAGCUACUCUGCCUUGGUCACCAAGACCAACCGAAUAGCACGGAUCCUGGCAGGCAGCAAGAAGAAGAUCUGCACCAAGAAACCGCGCUUUAUGUCCGCCUGCGCACAAUUGGUCAUCGCCUUCCUACUCAUACUGCUGCAGCUGGGGAUUAUUGUGGCACUUCUCAUCAUAGAGCCACCACAGGUGAUCCAUGACUACCCGAGUAUCCGAGAGGUACACUUGAUCUGCAAUCUGACCACUCUGGGGGUGGUGGCGCCUCUGGGCUAUAAUGGUCUACUUAUCCUCAGCUGUACCUUUUACGCCUUCAAGACUCGGAAUGUCCCGGCUAACUUUAACGAGGCCAAGUAUAUUGCCUUCACCAUGUACACCACCUGCAUCAUCUGGCUGGCCUUUGUUCCUAUAUACUUUGGCUCCAACUACAAGAUCAUAACCAUGUGCUUUAGCGUCAGCCUCAGUGCCACCGUCGCUCUCUGCUGCAUGUUUGUCCCAAAGGUGUACAUCAUGCUCGCCAAGCCUGAGAAAAAUGUCCGAAGCGCUUUCACAACAUCCACAGUGGUGCGCAUGCAUGUAGGCGAUGCCAAGAAAGCUGCCAAGUCUGGCAAACCUUCCAGCAGCAUGGCCAACUUCUUUAGACGCCGUGGGUCAACGCAGGAAGAUAUCAGCUCUAAUGGGAAAUCUGUGACAUGGGGGCAGAACGAGCGCAGCUACAGACCCAACCUGUGGAAGAGGAUGUCGUUCCAUGUGAAGAAAAAGGAAGCAGUGGAGGUGAAUCAGACAGCCAUCAUAAAGCCUUUCUCUAAAGAAGGAGACACGCCCGGGGACACGGGUGUCAAAGAGCAGUACGAGGAGCCGCAGGCCACUCCGCCCCCCUUCCAGAUCGGAGAGGACGGAGACGAAGUUUUAACCACCUAUGUGACCGAGAACUCUGCUGCAGUGAGGAUGAGAGCUGGAGAGAACGGCCAGGAUGCUGCCAUGCAGGAGAGCGGGGACAUCAGCGUCAUAGGAGUAGGUGACAUCGGGAUGGGGAUGAUUGGAAACCAACCUCAGGGCACCACCAUCAUGGACCAAAUCAGCUGCGUGGUUAACCGUUUCACCGCCAACAUCAGUGAGCUGAACACCAUGAUGCUGCCGGGGGGAGCCACCGUCACCAACACCUCCACCACCGCUCUUCCCACAACCCCAGAGGCCGCCAACUGCCCUCCUCAGUACGUCCCACCCAGGGGCAGGCAGGCCCCCUCUACGGUCACCACAUACGCCGAGGUCGCCGCCGUCUCAAAUUACUGCGAGAACAGACCAGCGGGGAAGAUUUAUGAGCACUUGAGUAGCAGGCGGGCAAAGGAUAUGGAGGAGCUGGUGGCUCUGACGCCUCCGUCACCUUUUAGAGACUCAUCUCUGAGCUCUGACGGCAGCUCAACCCACUCCAUGUCACAGGCCUCUGAGGCUGAAUAUGACCAUUUGCUGCUGAGACACUACAGCCAGAGCUCAUCCUCUCUUUAAACCGUCUUACUCCGCUCCACUUCCUCCUUGUUUUUUCCCUCUAUUUGGAUUAUUUUACAAAAAGUAGAACGCUUGAGACUGGACCAAACUCUUGGAUGCCUUUCUUUCUGUGGAUAUUCUCAGUGUUUGAGUAGUUUUUUUAGACUAAAUGGACUCACACAUGCCUCCAAUGAAAAUGAUUGAUGAGAGAAACACAAGACUGCAAAGACUGAGUGUUGAAAUUAAUCUGAUUAAUAUCAAAGCUCCAUCUUUUGUCAUCACACGGGCAUUUCCAGAUUUGAAAAUGACAGGUUUUUGACUCUGUUUUAAACUUUUCAGACCUCUAAAAAAUUAAAGAUAGGCUGAAAAUAUCAACAUUUUGUUAAAGACGGUUAGCAAUCAUAAGUGAGGAUAAUUGGCAAGUGUUUAAAUUGAGUAUUUCUUUGAUUUUUGCAAAUCAUGGCUCAUAUUUCAAUGCCAGAUUUUAGCAUUUCCAAGAUUUUAGCUCUAAGUUAGUUCAAUGUCAUUUUUUAGCCUUAGCAUAAGCACAGAAUGUGAUUUGUUUUUAUAUAUCCCUCUACAGUAAUUCUGUUAGCUCUCUGUAUAUGAGGUUUGUUGAUAAUAUUUGAUACUCUGAAACUGAAUCAGCAACUGUCCAGGUCAACAAAGCUCAAGUAACUUUGCUUACAAUCAAGGGCCAAUCAUUAUGACACCUUUUACCUUCUCAACAUGCGAGCGUUUUGAGGGCGAUGAUGCUAAAGGACAAAGUGUACAGGUGCUGCAUUUUGCAAAGCAGGGUCAGGUGUUCCUGUGUGAGACUCUUUUUUUUUUUUCUACCUGAAACAGAGCAUUUACUCCGACUGAAUCUUAAGAGGACAGUACGUCUCAAGGGAACUCAAGACUUUGUCUCAGUGGACACGACUUCAUCAGGUGUCUAACCCACAAAGAGCUUGUGAACUACUUACUCUAUGUCUUUUUAAACCCUUUAUGAUGUGACUCGGUUGAAUGUACCAUAAGUUGUCUUUGAAGUGGACCAAACUGAUCUUCCACCUCAGGAUGCGUCCGAACCAAACUACUCUCUGACGUCAGCUCUGACCUGCCGAACGAGCGCCGCUCUCCGUUUUCCAGUUUGCAUGAUGUCAAGAUUUGUUUGCACUCUUGAAGCUGCAUUUGUUAUGAAAUACUUUUUAAAUAUCUUACAUGUCAGGCCUAUGAAGAUUAAUAGAUACAGUAGCAGAGUCAUGAUACUAUUAAUUAUAUAUUUAUGUGUUUUUCAAACUAGUGUCAGUAGGAGAAGAGAACUGGAAGUGUGCCAUAUUCUUUAGACAUAAAUUGCCAAAUAUUUUGUUUCCAGCCUGGCUUUUUUUUUUUUUACCUUCCUCUGUAUGUGCCAACGUCUCCCUACUGUAAAUUACAUUGUGUUGGGCUCACACUGAAUCCCAAUGUGUGCCCUUAUGUUCCAAAUCUUUGGAGCAAUUCUGGCAUUACUUUUAAAAAAUAUUUCAUUUGAUUCUGUUUUUAUGCAUGGACAUAUUCAUUGGAGUUUCUUUUCUUCUGUGAUUUUUCUUCUGUCUGCCUUUCUGUGACUGUACAUUAAUGAAAGUGUGGAUUCACAGGCUAGCAGAUGUGACUGAUGGUGUAUGUGUGGAGGCGUCUGUUUGUUUAUCUGUUGUUUUUUCAAGUCUUGCUUCAAACCUUUUUUUCUCGGUAUUUAAACACAGGCAGGAAUGUGUUCUUGGUUUUGACAUAUUUAGUAUCUUUUCCUGCUUUUCAGUGUUAAAAGCAGCAUAGACAACCGCCAUAUUUGCAUGCAGGUUCGUGCCUCCUGAAAUUCAUAUCAGGUGCAUAUAUUACAUUUUAUGCCAACAGUUUAAUAACUAUCUGCAGAAGAUGAUUUUCUUGGUACUUUGUCUUCACCUGCCUUUCAGGAAGCCAGACUUGAGUAUUAGAUGUGUGCUGCAUUAAAGGUUUACAUCUGAAACGCA